CAUCCCUCCUCUUUUUUAUUUAGCAUCUCGUCUUCUCCCCGCGCCGUCAAACGAUACGGCGGAGAGAAAAAAAAUGGUGGGGUGUGCGUUCCACAACAAGAACAAUCUGGUGAAAAAGGAGAAGAGAAGCAGGGAGUGGAGGAAGCCUUCAUGGAUGGAGCCGCUGCUGAGCACGAAGUUCUUCGGGCUGUGCGACGCUCACAAGGAGCUGAGGAAGAGCGAGGAGAAUACUUACUGCAUCGACUGCAACCAGUGCAUGUGCCCUCACUGCCUCGUCCGCUCCACCGCCCACCGCGGCCACCGCCUGCUCCAGAUCCGCCGCUACGUCUACCAGGACGUGAUCCGCAUCGCUGACAUGCAGAAGCUCAUGGACUGCUCCAAAGUCCAGCCGUAUACUGUGAAUAGCGCCAAGGUGCUGCUGCUGAACCCCAGGAAGAACUGCAAGCCAACCAGGAUGCACCCCGGCGGCGCCACCUGCCGGAGAUGCGGCUGGACCCUCACCGCGCCCAACCGCUACUGCUCCCUCGCCUGCAAGAUAUCUGAAGUGGUGGAUGAUGCCAAUUCAUCGCCUGGAGCUGAUGGCAGAAGCACCACCGGAGGCAACCAAAUUGUGUCACUCUUCGAGCAUCUGACGGCAGGCGUCGAGUCCUAUGACAUGUCCUCUGAUUCCAGCGAGGAGAGCCAUGGCCGUUGCAUGGAUGCAUUAGCUCCCAAGGCCACCAUUCACCGGAGGAAAGGAAUCCCCCGCAGGGCUCCCAUGCACUGAACUCAGAUCCUAGCUGAUACCUUCCUUUUUCUAAAAAACAGUCAAUAAUGGAUCUCUAUUGGAGUUAAAAAUAAAAGGGGAGGAGUGAUCUGUUAAAUGUAGUGUUCAUUUAAUUAUAUGACAGCGAAUGGACUGUGCUCGCAUUUUGUGCUUUCCAUCUGGUCUUCUGGUGGGCCCGGCCGUGUGCAUGUAAUUUGGUCGCGCAGCAUAAGCGUGGUGGGGCCAUGUUCUUCAAAUUUUAUCACUUGACAUUUUCUUUAUUGCUGUCA
Phoenix dactylifera (date palm) is the source of this 1035-nucleotide messenger RNA. RefSeq names its product protein RGF1 INDUCIBLE TRANSCRIPTION FACTOR 1-like. Gene Ontology annotation, molecular function: zinc ion binding. Lineage: Eukaryota; Viridiplantae; Streptophyta; Magnoliopsida; Arecales; Arecaceae. The record is from RefSeq and is a predicted model, not a curated record.